AUGAGCUCCCGGUGGGCACUCGUUCUUGCCUCCCUGCCAGUGACUACCCAGCUGAGUGUGCUCUCGGAUGGAGCAGUCGUGGAUGCCGACGGCAAGGAGGAUGAUGCAGUGUAUGACUUCGGCGGCUUCUUCGAAUUCGUUGGACGGGCGAAGGAGGAGGAGGAGCAGCAGCUCGUCGGAGAGGGCCGCAAGAUCACCGAGACGUCGGAUCUGGCAGGGCCGUGGAAGGCGCCACUGAGCCCUGGCGACACUUACAGUGGCUCGGCUGCUUGGCCGCUUAGUAGCACAGCACAGUGCACCAGCGCCGACAUGACGAUCCUCAACGAUAUGGCCUUGAAGCAGGCGAAGAAGAAGUUGCCACCAGCCAUGCGCGCGGGGGAUUUCAAGACAGGGUCUUGCUACACGGGGGCCGAGGCUUCUGGGUCGUGGGACAUGACGGGUACUUCUGGGUUUGUGCCGUGCUACCAGUCGUACUUCCCCGUGUCCACGCCGUGCGCCACCUGCAUCGGGAGCGUCUACUUGAUGGCCAAGCACAACAUGUCGACUAAAUGCUACAAUCUCUGCAAAGGGCGCCCGCAUAGGCGGGACGGUGCCCACUGGUGCUGGGAAGAUUGCCAGUCCUGUAUGUGGUACAUCGGGAAGAAGCUGUCAGACUGCUACGGGGAGCCUUACGACAUGGCGUGCAAGUACGCGAAGGAGCUCGGGAAGGAGGGUUGGUUCGAGAAGAAUGGCAUCGACCCCAAUGGAGCGUUUCCGUAG
Prorocentrum cordatum is the source of this 759-nucleotide messenger RNA. The record is from the annotation of a GenBank genome assembly. Lineage: Eukaryota; Dinophyceae; Prorocentrales; Prorocentraceae.